Molecule: messenger RNA, 748 nt
Organism: Fopius arisanus
Lineage: Eukaryota; Metazoa; Arthropoda; Insecta; Hymenoptera; Braconidae
Product: putative gustatory receptor 2a
Exons: 5
Coding region: 1-675 (224 amino acids)
Biological process (GO): male courtship behavior; chemosensory behavior; sensory perception of taste
Cellular component (GO): axon; neuronal cell body; dendrite
Source: RefSeq, a predicted model, not a curated record
AUGGGGAACACCUCAGCGUUCAUAAUAAUCAUCAGUAGCAUGAUAUAUAAUCUAGAAUACGUUAAUCUCGGCAAUCAUCUACGCGAAUUCGACAUUAAUCCUACUGAACGCCCGUUGGAGAAUCUCCGGAGAUUGAGAGCAGUAAGAAAUCUACUCUGGAAGACAACUUAUGGAUUUUCAAAGUGCCUUUCGCUGCCCAUUUUGUUUGCAGUUGCCAAUUUGUGUUUUGAUGCUAUAAUUGGUGUGUAUUACAGCAUCGCCAGGGUAUUGAACUCUCCGGACCCCGAGUUGUCAUUGGAGGCCGUCAAUGGCUUCUUCUGGGCUUCUGUUCAAAUAUGCCCGAUUGUUUUCUUGAGCAUCGCCGUUAAAAGACUUAUCACUGAAAUCAGUGAGACUUCUUUCGCUAUCUAUCGAAUUUACGCAAUAUUUUCGGAAGACGGAGAAUGUUCUGAGAAUGAGAAUGUUAUGUGCUGGAUCCAAGAAUUUUCUCUCGAAUUAUUCCACAAACAAAUACCGUUCACGGCUUAUGGGCUUUUCCCGUUGGAUUGCACUUUGCUUUUCUCAGUUAUCAGCACGUUAGUGACCUACGAAAUCAUCGCAGUGCAAUUUAAAUCCACAGAUAGUGAGGAGUUGACUCCAAAUAUCUCCAGAAUUAUUUCUCCAGAAUCAUCAUAAUUUAAAGCGCUCACAUACCGAGUUAAAUAUAAAUUCUUCACUCCGAUAGUGUUCUCUUAAAAUAAAAUGUAUA